GUAUUAAUAUUGAAAAAUGUUAUAUUGAUUAUCCAAAUAUUAUUUACACAACAUAAAUCAAUAUUGUAUAAAAGACGUUGUUCUGUUUGGCGUUUUUUCAUUAGCGCGGGAAAAAAAAUUCGGUCGGUUACCGGGGACAAGACAAAGGCAUUGUGCGGAUUCAUCCUAGUGAAAUAACUGGACUUAUACUUUUGCUAAAAUUUAAAGCAAGAUGCCGUCAGAAGUGAUAUCGGGCAAGUCGCUGCAGCGCGAGCUGGCCGAUUCCAUCAUCCGCAUGGUGCCGCUGGACGAGAUACGGAUACUGCUCGCUUGUGGAGCGAAGGUGAACGAGCCGGUGACGCAGGGUUUGCGGCCGCUGCACUACGCCAUCUGGCAGCGGCACCUGGAGGCGACUCGACUGCUGCUAGUGCGUGGCGGCGACGUCAAUGCACGCGAUGACUGUGGCUACAGCGCCUUGCACCUGGCCGCCGAGCACGGGUACACGGAGCUGGUCCGUCUGCUGUUGCAGAGUGGAGCGGCGGUGGAUUACCGCGUGGACAGUGGCGAGCAGUUCCCGCGCACCACACUCUGCGACGAGCCCCUACGUCUUGCCAUCAGGAACAAACACUACGAGGUAGCCCGCCUGCUGCUGGAGCACGGCGCGGACCCUAAUAAGCGGUACUUCUUUGGUGCUGAGAUUAACUUGGUGUCAGACCCGGAGUACCUCGAGCUGCUGCUCUCAUUCGGUGCCAACCCGGACUCUCGCGACCGUGCCGGUCUCACGCCGCUCAUGAAGGCUGCUAGACAGAAACGGGGUAUAGAAGCGGUACUGCUACUGAUCAGUUACGGCGCUGACGUCAACGCGAUGGCUGACGCCAGAAAUGACUAUAGAACCGUCAUGCAUUAUGCCGUCCUUAGUGGCAACCCCGACAUGGUGAACUUGUUGAUCAAACAAGGCGGGCGAGUUAACUACGAAGGUGUGGAACUGAACAAGCCGAGUGCGCUCGACCUCGCCAUAUUGAAGGGAGAUGUUGCCAUGGUGCAGAUGCUUAUGUCUGCCGGAGCGCAUGUAAAUGCGUCCAGCUCCGUCAUUGGGUCCCCGCUACAUGUCGCUUGCUCAGACAAUAUUGACAACAGGAAAGAAAUCGUUAAACUGCUGCUGGAGAGCGGUGCGGAUCCUAACCUCAAAGUGCUGAACGAGGAGGACGGCGCGCAGCUCCGGCCUGCGCUGGCCGAGUACCUCGCCAGCAAUGUGGAGCCCAGUGCUGCCAUCGUCUCACUGCUGCUGCGUUAUGGUGCUCGAGUAAUAAUGAAAACGCAGUUCCGUGACCCUGAUGGCAUUCUCAACCACUUACAGAACGUUACCUCUGAACAGUCUGAACACAUAUUCUAUCUACUUCUAGAAGCUGCGGAAUCCUUCGAUCUCUGUAUGAUAAAGAGGAACUCCACCCUUACUGCUGUACAAAAACAAGCCUUAAUCGACCGAGCUAAGAACCCUAUUACCUUAUUAGCUCAAACAAGAAUAUUCCUACGUAAAUAUUUCGGUACUGAUUUAGUGGAUAUUGUGAAGACUUUGGAAAUACCAGACAUUCUUCAUCAAUACCUGCUUUUUGAAUGUCGUUAAGAGGAUUUUAUUAUAAAUUUGGAUGUAAUUUUUUAUUGGUCAAAGAAUUUCUUUGGUCAAUUUUUUUAUCUGGCAACAUUGUUUGCCAGAUUUGGAGUUAACUCCGUGUUUUUGGGAAAAUCUCAUUCAAUUUUAAAUAAUUGACGCAUUGCGACAAAUCUCGAUAGGAGUGUAUUGAUGUUUGUAUCGAUUUUAU
Molecule: messenger RNA, 1799 nt
Organism: Papilio machaon (common yellow swallowtail)
Lineage: Eukaryota; Metazoa; Arthropoda; Insecta; Lepidoptera; Papilionidae
Product: ankyrin repeat domain-containing protein 29
Exons: 10
Coding region: 212-1603 (463 amino acids)
Biological process (GO): regulation of barbed-end actin filament capping
Cellular component (GO): nucleus; cytoplasm
Molecular function (GO): protein binding
Source: RefSeq, a predicted model, not a curated record